Messenger RNA from Rubroshorea leprosula, 826 nucleotides. NCBI's taxonomy places the organism in Eukaryota, Viridiplantae, Streptophyta, Magnoliopsida, Malvales, Dipterocarpaceae. The record is from the annotation of a GenBank genome assembly.
GGACACUCGGCGAUUAUCUUCUUCCAUUUCUAGGGUUUGCUGUGAUGAAUUGAGGAGGACGAUUCAUCGUCGCUGCUUCUCGCGAAUAGUGAAUUUGGUCUUUUAAGAAGUGAUCCCUAAUGAUACUUGGUAGUAACUCCAUCCAAGAAACCCACUAUGACAUUCUAUCAGUGAAGGAAGAUGCAAGCUAUGAAGAAAUCCGUACGAGUUAUAGGUCUGCCAUCCUUAAUUCUCAUCCUGAUAAGCUACAUUCCAACAAUGAAUCAGGAGAUACGUUUCUGAAAGUGCAGAAGGCCUGGGAAGUCCUCAAUGAUCCAAGAUUGCGUGCAAUCUAUGAUACUGAACUGCAAGCUUCAAGACAGGAUGCAACAGCCUCUGAAGAUGUUGGACUAGAGGAAAUGAUGGCAGAAAAUGCUGGAGAAGUCUUGGAACUCUUCUACCCAUGUCGAUGCGGUGAUUACUUCUCUGUUGAUUCCUCAGAGUUGGAUAAAAUGGGGUAUAAGUUGUUGAGGGAUGAUAAUAAGAUUUCUUUACAAACUCCUGAUGCUUUACCAGCAUCUGUUAUUCUUCCCUGUGGUUCUUGUUCUCUAAAAGUUCGUCUUUUGAUAAAUCCAGAUGUUAAGUUUCCAAUUGAUGAUCAUAUUUGAUUAGUCUUUCAUUUUUCAUUUUUCUGCUUGAUUUUCUUCUUGGAAAAGUCUUUUUUCUUUAUGCUUUUGUAACUCAGCAACUCAAUGAAUGGAGAUUGUAUUCUCGCUGAAAUUUCCCUUGUGAUUAGCAACAAGUGAUGAAGUGUUUGAUUAGUAUUUUAUAAAACUACUUUAUAGGU